Messenger RNA from Monodelphis domestica (gray short-tailed opossum), 1288 nucleotides. RefSeq names its product enoyl-CoA hydratase 1 (gene ECH1). Gene Ontology annotation, cellular component: mitochondrion. Gene Ontology annotation, molecular function: delta(3,5)-delta(2,4)-dienoyl-CoA isomerase activity. The record is from RefSeq and is a predicted model, not a curated record. Lineage: Eukaryota; Metazoa; Chordata; Mammalia; Didelphimorphia; Didelphidae.
CCCAUAGGCGGAGAAGCGAGAUAGCUUCCUGCCUUUCUCAAUAUGGCCACCGCGCCCCGCCCCGCCCCGCCCCCGGAAUCUGCCCUUACCCAAGAUGGUGGGCGUCACCAAAAUGGUGGAACCCUGACCUCCCUAAAUACCGUGACACCCGCCCCAUUUAACGCAUACGGGUCAUCAUGGCAGUCGUGACCUCAGCGUCCCGCUGGCUCCGGAGCCUCCUGAUGCGGCGCCUGGCUGCCAGCCACUCCCCCCACCUCUGCCUGCGGCCCCUCAGCUCCUCCCAGGAGCUCGCCCAGUCCCAGGCUCAGGACCAGGACUAUGAGUCCCUCAAAGUGACCCCGGUGGGGGAGCACGUCCUGCACGUGCAGAUGAACCGGCCGGAGAAGAGGAAUGCCAUGAACCGAGCCUUCUGGAGGGAGAUGGUGGAAUGUUUCAACAAGAUCGCGCAGGAUCCCAACUGCAGGGCUGUGGUGUUCUCAGGGGCCGGAAAGAUGUUCACGUCAGGGAUUGACCUUAUAGACAUGGCUGGAGACCUCCAGCCAGAAGGGGACGACCCGGCCCGGGUCAGCUGGAACUUACGCCACUUCAUCAGCAAGUACCAGGAGACCUUCACUGUCCUGGAGAAGUGCCCCAAGCCUGUCAUUGCUGCUGUCCAUGGCGGUUGCAUCGGGGGAGGAGUGGAUCUCAUCUCAGCCUGUGAUAUCAGAUACUGUGCCCAGGACGCCUGGUUCCAGGUGAAGGAGGUGGACAUCGGCCUGGCUGCAGAUGUGGGGACACUACAGCGUCUGCCCAGGAUUAUAGGGAACCAGAGCCUGGUGAACGAGUUGGCCUUCACUGCUCGAAAGAUGAUGGCCGAUGAGGCUCUGAGCAGCGGCCUGGUCAGCCGAGUGCUACAGGACCACGAGUCCCUCCUGGCCACAGCCUUCGCUCUGGCCACUGAGAUCUCCACUAAGAGCCCUCUGGCCGUGCAGGGCUCCAAGAUCAACCUGCUCUACUCCCGGGACCACAGCGUGAAGGACGGCCUCAACUUCAUGGCUGCCUGGAACAUGAGUAUGCUGCAGACCCAGGACAUCGCCAAGUCUGUGGAGGCGGCUUUCCAGAAGAAGGACCUGAAGAGCGUCACCUUCUCCAAGCUGUGAAUGUCUCCUGGCCCGGCUUCCUCCGGGCAGGGGCUGCCCUUCAGCCUGUGCCGGCCCCCUCCUCGGCCCGGCCCCCCGGCUCUCCUGGCCGGGAGGGUGUGUGGUGGGGCAGGGGACGGCCUAUCCCCGUAAUAAAUCAUUCUAAGAAA